This is a messenger RNA of Pantherophis guttatus, 4396 nucleotides long. Lineage: Eukaryota; Metazoa; Chordata; Lepidosauria; Squamata; Colubridae. The record is from RefSeq and is a predicted model, not a curated record.
AUGUAGUGUGAAUUUUAUGUUGUUAUUUGGAUGCUCUAUCCACCCCUACUCCCCCCCCCUUGAAGCGGCAGCUCUCUGUAAAAGUAGACCUGCCAAGCCAUAAAUUAGAAGACUACUAAAAAUACCCAGACCAAGACUGACUGAUGCGUGUGUAUGUGUAUGUUGGUGAAAAUUACACGUCUUGCCAAGUUUAGCGCCUCGGAGCUUUUUUCUCUUGCUAAAGAGAUUGCCGAUGUUCUGGGGAAGCAGUAGGAUGAACAAGAGGAAUAAAGCUGAAUGUGUGCAUGGGAGUGAGAGAGUUUGAAGACCUUUUUCAAAUUGGAGACUACAAGGUCCCAGGUUACCAAUUGCUGCCCCCAUGAAGUGGAGAUUGAACUGAUAGUGGAAUUGAAGUUUCAGUUCAGGAUUUUGGGGUGAAUUUGUGUGAGAAAAAAGGGAAGAAAACACUGCAAUUACAAAAGGAGAGGAGAAUAUCAAUUUAUCUUGCUUAUUCUUUGCUCUCUAUUUUUUGUCAUGAAGAGAAAACAGAAAAGAUUUCUGCAAAUGACACUGCUAUUCCUGGUGACUCUAAUAUUCCUGCCAAAUAUUGGACUCUGGUCUCUGUAUAGGGAAAAACAUUUUAUGAAAUCUACAGUGCUGGGAGAACAGCAGACUUUGCCAGUGAGGUUUGGAGAUGGACAAUUGUAUACCUGGACAGAUGGUUUGAAAAGAAAGGACUGGCAUGACUAUGAACGUAUUCAAAAAGAUGCCGUACGUUUAGGGAAAGGUGAACAAGGAAAGCCAUAUCCUGUCACAGAGGAAGACAGUGAUGAUUCUGCUUAUCGGGAAAAUGGUUUCAAUAUUUUUGUAAGCAACAAUAUAGCCUUGGAACGAUCACUGCCAGAUAUCCGACAUCCUAACUGUAAAGACAAGGUAUACUUGGAGAAGCUUCCAAACACUAGUAUAAUUAUACCAUUUCAUAAUGAAGGUUGGACUUCACUUUUGCGGACUAUACACAGCAUUAUCAACAGGACACCAAAUAGCUUGAUAGCAGAAAUUAUUCUUGUGGAUGACUUCAGUGAUAGAGAACAUUUAAAAGAGAAACUGGAGGAAUAUAUGGCUCAUACUGACAAAGUGAGAAUUGUGCGUACCAAGAAGCGGGAAGGACUUAUUCGCACCAGAUUACUUGGAGCUUCAAUAGCUAAAGGAGAAGUAUUGACUUUUCUAGAUUCACACUGUGAAGUUAAUGUGAACUGGCUACCUCCUUUACUAAAUCAGAUUGCACUGAACCAUAAAACUAUUGUAUGUCCCAUGAUUGAUGUCAUUGACCACAAUCACUUUGGGUAUGAGGCCCAAGCAGGGGAUGCCAUGCGUGGAGCCUUUGACUGGGAAAUGUAUUACAAAAGAAUACCAAUUCCACCGGAGCUCCAAAGGACUGAUCCCAGUGACCCUUUUGAAUCUCCUGUUAUGGCUGGAGGCCUCUUUGCUAUUAACAGAAAGUGGUUUUGGGUUCUUGGUGGCUAUGAUCCUGGAUUAGAAAUCUGGGGAGGAGAACAGUAUGAAAUAUCAUUCAAGGUCUGGAUGUGUGGAGGUGGCAUGUUUGACGUUCCAUGUUCUAGAGUUGGGCACAUCUAUAGGAAAUAUGUUCCCUAUAAAGUUCCAUCUGGUACCAGUUUAGCAAGGAACCUGAAACGUGUGGCAGAAACUUGGAUGGAUGAGUUUGCUGAAUAUGUUUAUCAGAGGCGACCUGAAUACAGACAUCUUUCCACUGGUGAUAUUUCAGCCCAGAAAGAGCUUCGCAAGCAUCUCAAGUGCAAGGAUUUCAAGUGGUUCAUGGCUGCAGUGGCCUGGGAUGUCCCCAAAUAUUUUCCACCAGUGGAGCCACCACCUGCUUCCUGGGGAGAGAUUCGAAAUGUGGCAGCUAAUCUCUGUAUGGACAGUAAGCAUGGUGGAACAGGCACUGAACUCAGACUAGAUAUAUGUGUGAAGGAUGGUUCUGAACGGACAUGGUCACAUGAGCAGCUGUUCACCUUUGGUUGGAGAGAAGACAUCCGUCCAGGCGAACCUCUUCACACCCGAAAAUUCUGCUUCGAUGCAAUUUCCCACAGUAGUCCUGUCACACUUUAUGACUGUCAUGGUAUGAAAGGCAACCAGCAUUGGAGCUAUAGGAAGCUCUGUGAUGUCUUCUCCAGCAAGAGAUCUUAGUGAAUGACAGUGGAUGGACAUGAACUGUGAAAUUAUAAUGCUCCAUACUCACUUUUCCAUUUCUCACUUUUUAACAUCCAUCUUCUUCAAAUUAUUAAAACUACAAACCUAUUCACACUUACAAAACUUGGUGGGAUGAAACUCAUGACUGGAAUGUACUGAUAGAAGGAUAUAAAUUGUUCCAAAGAAAGAGAUCUAACAAAACAAAAAGUGGAAUUGCAUUAUAUGUAAGACAUCAUUACAUCUCUACAGAAAUGCACAAAACCAAGGAUGAAAGUCUCCUAGAAUGCACAUGGGCUAAUAUAAAAGGAAAAAAAGAAUGACAUUGCCAUAGGUGUAUACUACAUAGGCCACCCAAGCAGAAGAAAUAGAUGAAAUUUUUGCUAAUCGGUUAACAUAUGUAUGUAAGAAACACACCACAGUAACUUUAACUACCCUGACAACAACUGGAAGAUAAACUCAAUGUCAACUGGGAGAUCGAACAGGUUCCUGAUCAAUCUACCUGACAAUUUGUCAUCCAAAAGGUAGAGGAGGGAACUAGAGGGCCAGCUAUCCUGGACCUAAUUCAUACUUACAAAGAAAAUGUGACAGAGGGGAUUGAAUUUGCAGGAAAUUGGGGAGAGUGAUCAUGUUAUAUUAGAAUUGAACCUAAUGCAGACACAAGGAGUAGAACUUAAUUAAACUAGUGUCUUAAAAUUUAAAAGAGCUGUUUUCAACAAAGUUAGAGAGAGCUUGGGAAGAAGCUUAAAUAUUAAUCUUAAAAGGGGAAAACAACUCAAGAAGCUUGGGAAAUUCUGAAAAAUAUGAUUAUAAAAGCUUAGUUCAGCACAAUACCAGUAAAAAAGAAAAAUAAGAAAUCCAAGAAGAAAUCAGCAAGGUUGCACAACGAACUCUCUGAUGAACUGAAAGACGAAAAGGAUAAGUAUAAAAAAUUGGAAGAGGAAUACAUAACUAAGGCAGAAUUCCAGCACACAGCCCGAAUCUGCAAAGAUGAAGUCAGGAAAGCUAAGGUUCGGAAUGAACUAAGACAUGCAACAAAUCUCAAAAAUAAUUUUUAAAAAGUUUCUUUCAACAUAUAAAAAAUAAAAAAGUCAAAGAAGCAAUCAAUCCACUAAUGGGAGAAGAGGACAAGGAAGUGAUAGGCAGCAGGGAGAAAGCAGAAAUGCUUACUUCUUUCUUUGCAUCUGCCUUCACACAAAAAGAAAAAAUAGCCCAACCUACCAAAAACAGAAUAGACCAGAAUUCAAAUUAAAAUAGGCAAGAAAAUGGUAGGAGAACAUCUGUCAAGAUGAGUUCAAAUGACCAGGACUUGAUGGGAUUACCUCACAGAGUUCUGGUGGAACUGGCAGAUAUGAUCUUGGAACCAUUGAACCAUAUCUUUCAAUGAUCCUGGAGCCCUGGGGAACUACCAGAGGACUGGAAAAGACCUGAUCAAUAACUGGAAAAAUCCUGGAAAAGAUAAUUGAGCAACAGAUCUGCCAAUACCUAGAAUCAAACAAAGUUAUAACAGAAGCCACAUACCAAAGAUCAUGUCAAACCAAUGUUAUUUCAUUCUUUGACAAAAUGACUAAAUUAUUGGAUCAGUGCAAUGCUGUGGACAUAGUAUACUUAGAUUUCAGUAAAGCAUUUAAUAAACUAGAUCACAAAUUAUUUCUUGGCAAGCUAGAAAAAUGUGGGAUAGACAGCACCGCCACCAGAUGGAUUUAUAUCUGGCUGAAAAAUAGUACUCAACAUGCAGAAGAGCACACGCACGACCCCGUUGCGAACCAGUAGUAAAGGUAAGUAGAACCCACCCCUGUCCUCAAUGGAACUACAUCCAUAUGGAGGAAAGUAAGCAGGGGCUACGCCAAGGUUCCAUUUUAGGUACAUUAAUUUUCAAUAUCUUCAUAAACAAUAUAGACGAGGGAACAGAAAGGGAAGUCAUUGAAUUUGCAAGUGACACUAAACUGGCAGGAAUAGCCAACACCCCAGAAAACAAGCUCAAGAUCCAAAAAUAUCUUGAGAAACUUGAACACUGGGCCCUAUCUAGCAAAAUGAAAUUCAAGGUAGAGAAAAGUAAAGUUUUUCACUUAGGCAAGAAAAAUGAAAUGUACAGGUACAGAUUAGAUGAAACAUGGUUCAAUAGCAGUAACUGCAAGAGGGAUCUUGGUGUCCUAGUGGACCAUUGCUUAAAUAUGAGCCAGCAGUGUGCUGCAACCACCAAAAAGCCACU